UCUUCUCCUUUGUUCUCUAGGCCCGAACAUCGCCCAAACCCAAAAGGCUUUCCGUUUGUUCGUCGCAAGAAUCGCCGGACGAGAGGUCGAGUGGAGAGCGAGAGGGAAAGAGAGGGACAGAUGGAGGAGAUCAUAGCGGGCGUUCUCUGUAUGCUUCUCGUAUUUUCUCUCUUCCCUCUUCUUUGGUGGAGGCGCCGUGAGAUCGCUCGAUCCCCUCACGAGCACGAUGAAGAACCCCAACGCCAACAGGUAGAAAGAGUAGCUCGCCCUGCUGGGACUCGUCGCAUGCGUCGGAGGCCAGCUGCUGCAAGUUCAUCUGCUGCCUCAACAAGUGCAGAGGCUCUUGAUGAAAGUGAUGAGGAGGUGGCUGAGGCUGAUUAUUAUGUUGCUAAAGCAUCUAAGAAAAAGGAAAAGAAAAAGCAAGAGCGUGAAGCUCAAAGACAGGCUGAGGAAGCAUCACGUGAAUUAAGAAAGACAAAGCAAGAUCACUAUGCAGAAAUGCGUAGGAAGAAGGAUGAGGAGCGUGAAGCACAAGAACAUUUGAUGGAGGAAGAAGCUAGGGCUCAACAAGCCAAGGAGGAGGAAGCUGCAGCUCUAGAGUUUGAGAAAUGGAAAGGGGAAUUUUCAGUUGAUGCUGAGGGUACAACGGAAAAUGAACUGCAAGAUGAGAACCAGGGUCAACUCUUUAAUUUUGUGGAAUACAUCAAGAAACAGAAAUGCAUCCCAUUGGAAGAUCUUGCAGCAGAAUUCAAGCUGCGCACUCAGGACUGCAUCAAUCGAAUAAUAUCACUGGAGAGUAUGGGAAGAUUAUCUGGUGUCAUGGAUGAUCGUGGCAAGUAUAUAUACAUCGCACCUGAGGAAAUGAAGGCAGUUGCAGAUUACAUCAAACGGCAAGGAAGAGUCAGCAUUUCACAUCUUGCCAGCAAAUCCAACCAGUUCAUUGAUUUGGAGCCAAAGCCUCAGUUUGAUGAACAAAAUUCAGAUGGGAUUGCUGUUGCAUAGGCCUUGUCUAAAUAUAUGUGGCAUUAUAUUUCUUUUGGUACAGUUAUUUUGUACCCAGACCAUGAAGAAAUGCCUUAUGUCUGAUGCAGCCAGUCCUCGUACUAUUGUUGACCUUGGAAAUUUCAAUGCCAGGAGGAAGCUGUCAAUUGGAUAGCGGUGCCAGGAUUAGGUGUUUUAGAUUGAAUGGUGGGCAUGGAAAAGAGGUAGAUAUCUAACAUCAUGAGAGUGAUAGGAUCUAAACAACUCUGUGAUGUGUGCUCAAAUCUUAUGUUAGCUGUUGUCAUCUCUGUGUUUUUUCGUUA
Elaeis guineensis (African oil palm) is the source of this 1304-nucleotide messenger RNA. Its product is annotated as DDRGK domain-containing protein 1. The record is from RefSeq and is a predicted model, not a curated record. Gene Ontology annotation, molecular function: ubiquitin-like protein ligase binding. Lineage: Eukaryota; Viridiplantae; Streptophyta; Magnoliopsida; Arecales; Arecaceae.